UGUAGCUACAUAUAGGCAACCUGCGGCGCCACGGCAUUUUUCAUCUCUUCCUCUCGACUACGACUGAACUGAAUCAUGUCUGGACGCGGAAAAGGAGCCGGCAAGACCAGAGCGAAGGCCAAGACCCGCUCCUCCAGGGCCGGACUCCAGUUCCCCGUCGGCCGUGUCCACAGACAUCUGAGGAAGGGCAACUACGCCCAGCGUGUCGGUGCCGGAGCUCCGGUCUACCUGGCGGCGGUGCUCGAGUACCUGACCGCUGAGAUCCUGGAGCUGGCCGGUAACGCGGCCCGCGACAACAAGAAAACCAGGAUCAUCCCCCGUCACCUGCAGCUGGCUGUCCGCAACGACGAGGAGCUCAACAAGCUGCUGGGCGGAGUCACUAUCGCUCAGGGCGGCGUGCUGCCCAACAUCCAGGCGGUGCUGCUGCCCAAGAAGACAGAGAAGCCCGCGAAGAAGUGAAGACCCCCGGGACCGACUGACCAACACAACGGCUCUUUUAAGAGCCACACACCCUGAACCAGAGAGAAGCUGCUUCCUGCACUGAUAUUCAAGAACACAAAUCUAUAGUCAAAUAAUGUCAGUUCGUCAAGAGAGUUCUAAAACUUAGGAUCGUCAAAAUGUUUUUAGUUUAAAGUUGUACUGGGUCGUGUCAUCAGUCCGUAUAGUUUUAUUAAACGAGUCUAAACUCGUAACUCGGAGCAAUUUGUAUUUCUACACUGCGUCCGAGCAACAGACUGCCGGCAAGAAGUGAGACCCAGAACAGGAGACGUGGCUUCACCAGGGAUUAGAUGAAGUCCGAAGCUUGUGUUGCUCUACAUCAAUAAAACAUUCGACCAGUUGUUUGUCAGGUGAAUGAGGGAGAAUCAGGAGUUUUGAUUUUUUACUGCGGUCGAGUGACGAGUUUAUACUGAGCAUUACGGUUAGAGGUGCAAAAAUUGUUUCACAAAAGAAUAAUCUUUAUCGACACAUGUCGUGAACAUGAACCAACGUCCACAGUAAGUACUGAUAAGUAAAAGAAACCACCCCCGUGUCGCUCAUACAGAUUUUAGUGACACUACCGUAAUGAUUAGUAAAUCAUACAAAGAACCUGAGGGCCCGCAGUCUGUACCAUGUGACCUCAUCGGUUUGACACUCUUACUUAAUGAAUAUAAGUAUAGUUAAUACGUUACAUCUUCAUGUAUAAUGCAGCACAUGUGGAAUCUGUAUGUCAUAAGACACGUGACAAUUCUAUACAGAGGAUCAUGCGAUCUUCAGGUUUCGUGUGUGUGGCUCUUAAAAGAGCCGUUGUGUGGUGUCGGGGGCCGGGAGACUCUACGCUCUCUCCCCGCGGAUGCGGCGGGCCAGCUGGAUGUCUUUGGGCAUGAUGGUGACCCUCUUGGCGUGGAUGGCGCACAGGUUGGUGUCCUCGAACAGGCCGACCAGGUAAGCCUCGCUGGCCUCCUGCAGAGCCAUGACGGCGGAGCUCUGGAAGCGCAGGUCGGUCUUGAAGUCCUGGGCGAUCUCUCGCACCAGGCGCUGGAAGGGCAGCUUGCGGAUCAGCAGCUCGGUGGACUUCUGGUAGCGGCGGAUCUCCCGCAGCGCCACGGUACCGGGCCUGUAGCGGUGAGGCUUCUUCACGCCGCCGGUGGCCGGCGCGCUCUUGCGGGCAGCCUUGGUGGCGAGCUGCUUCCUGGGAGCUUUUCCUCCGGUGGACUUACGAGCGGUUUGUUUGGUUCUGGCCAUUUUGUUUUUCUCUUCCUCAGUCAAAGCACGAAUGUGGUGAAAUAGUGUGAACAGAGGCUUUAUAAAGGAAAGUGCCGGAUCUACGUCACAGCUCGUUGGACCAAUCCAUGUAGAGCGCGCGCUGGAGCUACUCGGCUAUUGGAUGAAACGAAUUUCAAAAAUGAAAAUGAACCAAUCACGUUCGGCGGCAGUUUAACGGCUCCAGGACAAAAGAGGGAAAGAGUUCAUGAAUGAUUUUAUCAGAAUAAAGUUUUAAACUGUUUUUCAAUAUUUUCAUCAAUAAUUCAGUAACAUUUGAUAACUCUUUAUACAUCCCCCCCUUUUUUUUUUAAAUAAAUCAUUUUAAGAUUCUAGCUUUGUGAUGUUCGUUGUGGCCUGAACAGACGGGCUCCAGGAUUUUGCUUGAUUCUUCUGUAGAAAUAUUUCAAUAUAUAUAAAAACUUCCGGACUUUAUGAUUUGUGAUAAUAUAUAACAUAAAUACCUACAUCAUUAUAACACUGUUUUCUUCUUCUCUUUUCUUUCCACUCAUGUUUGAAUCUGAGCAUCUAAAGAAACAGACAGUGAAAUACAUCUACAGUCAAUGAAUCCAUGAAAACAACAACAACAGUUUUUACUGUGUCGUGUAAAAUAAUUCAUGAUAAAAAAGUGUCCCCGAACUUUGACCCCACUGUUCAAUUACUGUAGAUCAGAGAAGAAGAAAAAAGAAAAACAAUGACUCUAUUGUUGCCUUCAGGUGGUUUCUGUAUUUGUAUCUGCUGCAAAAAAAAUUAUAUCUUUAUCUAUAGCUAUAUAGAUAUAGCUAUAGAUAUAUAUAGUGGCGACACCUAGUGGUUGCGCUCGUGCACAGCCCUGAAUGAACAGCAUGCAGUGUUCACAUGCUGAAGUGUCAAUCAGAGAGAAGAGCAUCAGUGAAGUGAAGCUGCACCUAAAUGUCAGGACAGGUAUGUGUAUCUAUAUAUUAAUUUUGUACUGUAUGAUUUGUCUUAAUUUUUCAUUUUGUUUCUAAUAUGUUUGGGUUUUGUUAAUAUAUUUAUUUCAGUUUUUCACGGUGUUUGCUGGCUACAAGAAGAUGUUGCUGAUUAAAGAAGAAAAUAAAUA
Molecule: messenger RNA, 2821 nt
Organism: Scophthalmus maximus (turbot)
Lineage: Eukaryota; Metazoa; Chordata; Actinopteri; Pleuronectiformes; Scophthalmidae
Product: late histone H2A.L3
Exons: 1
Coding region: 76-459 (127 amino acids)
Cellular component (GO): nucleosome
Molecular function (GO): DNA binding; protein heterodimerization activity; structural constituent of chromatin
Source: RefSeq, a predicted model, not a curated record